Messenger RNA from Malaya genurostris, 1285 nucleotides. It is a transcript of the gene BORCS5, whose product is annotated as BLOC-1-related complex subunit 5. Gene Ontology annotation, biological process: positive regulation of anterograde synaptic vesicle transport; lysosome localization; organelle transport along microtubule. Bases 211 to 1158 code for a protein of 315 amino acids. Gene Ontology annotation, cellular component: cytoplasmic side of lysosomal membrane; synaptic vesicle membrane; BORC complex. NCBI's taxonomy places the organism in Eukaryota, Metazoa, Arthropoda, Insecta, Diptera, Culicidae. The record is from RefSeq and is a predicted model, not a curated record. The transcript is spliced from 5 exons.
GGUUCGGAAAUGUUUGACUAUUACUUGAUGCGAUUGAUUAUUUUUUGUUGAAUUCAAGGUAAAAACCGAUUUGUGAAUUGUGAACAAAGUUUCGUAGUGAAAUCCACAAGUGGAUUAAUGUGUGUACAUUAUGCAUUCCCAUAUUUGAUAUGAAGAUACAAUAAGUGUCAGAUUGUAUGAAGUGAGUAAUCGAUUCCUCCGUCAUACCAAAUGGGUUCCGAACAAUCUCAACUCCAGCAGGCGGAGGGCACCGGAGCGCUUCGAAACACCGGUCAACGUGCUCAAUCAAGCAAUGCAACACCAACGCCAAUGCGUUCGGCCACCGGUCCGAAACUUCUCCGCGGCAACACCAUCGCAGCGACCGAAAUAUCGGCACUCAGUUUGGAAGACGGUGAUGGACCUUCCUAUUCGGGCACACCAUCUUCUGCGUACAUCUGUGAUUCGAGACCGGUGUCGCCUCCGAUGAGUGUGUGUUCUGAUUCCGAUCUACCGUACAUAUCAUACACCGAUCGACCCAUAGGAGAUUCGCCCAAAUUACGUAAUAAGCAGCAGGCGAAGAGCGGUGGGAAGAUACGCCCUAACAGUGCCAUCGUAGGAAGAACACAGGAAGCGUUCCGCAACACUACCAGCAACAGUGCCGGCAUUAUUGGUAGACCUCGGCCGAACUCCACCGCACACAGCAUCGUGGUGGUAAAAUCGGCCACCGUUAAGGAAACCAGCAUCGAGAAAGAUGACGACAUCGUACGGCUGCAGAGCAUUCCGCAGUUUCUACCGGUGAUGCGCGGUACCCUUUCACUGCCGGCCAAUCGGGAUCCGGAGGUGCUCGAGCGGCUCCAGCCGUCGCAUCUGGCCAACAUGUGCAGCCGAUUGCAGACCCACUUCAACACCUGUGCGACUCAGGUUGGGGCGGAGCAGCACCAGAUUACAAAUAAAAUCAAAGAGGUUGACCAGGAAAUCUCGAGUGCGCUAGCGCAGCUGGUGCAGAAGCAGAAACUUUACACUUCCUAUGCGGAGACAUUUUCCAAGGUGCGGCUCAUAUCGCAGCAGUUAACCCGCUGCAAUGACCUUCUCAAUCAGAACAUUGAAAGUAUGGAAUAUUUGAAUAAUUUACUUGACGUGGAAGACCGACUGGAACCGUUUGUGUGGAAAACGGAAUAGUUAUCAGGUGGCAGGACGGCCCGAUUAGCCAUUCUGUUUGUGUACAUAUAUGUAGCGGUAUAUUGUGCUCUAGAUUACGUUGCUUAAGCUUAAAAUUUUCUCAUUAAAAGUUAAAGAAUUAAAUCUA